AUGCUCCUCGCCGAGGUGGCCAUCCUGUCGGCCGUGCCGCCGCAUCCCGGCCUCGUGCGGCUGCUGCAGGUGGCGUGUACGCCGGCAGCGGUGGCGCUCAAUCUCGAGUACAUUUGCGGCGGAGACCUCUUCGCCUACAUUCUGGAGGCUGGUGGGCUGGACGAGGCCGAGGCGCGGCCGCUCUUCGCGCAGAUUGUGGCCGCGCUCGAGCACCUCCGCGCGCACGGGAUCUGCCACCGUGAUGUCAAGCCUGAGAACUGCUGCUUCGCCGACCCGAUGCGGCGAGUGAUCAAGGUUGUGGACCUUGGCGCCGCCGCAUUCAUCUCUAGCGCCGGCUUCACCUCUCUCGCCGGAACGCCGCUCUAUGCGGCUCCCGAGAUCUGUCCCGUGAGCGGCUCUCUGCAGCCGUACGGGGCGGAGGUGGACCUGUGGGCGUUGGGAGCCACCCUCUACGUCAUGCUCUCCGGCGAGCCGCCCUACGACCAAUCGCUCGAGGAAAGGAUCUCCCGCGCCUCACCCUACGUCCUGUCCUCAUCAGGCGUGCCAAUGUCCUCCGCGGCGUGGCGCGGUGUCUCGAACGAGGCCAUGCGGCUAAUCCUGAGCCUCAUGUCACGCCGCCCGGAGAGCCGCCCAGCCUACGCUGCGGUUCGGGCGCAUCCGUGG
Messenger RNA from Emiliania huxleyi CCMP1516, 663 nucleotides. RefSeq lists its product as hypothetical. The transcript has 3 exons. Gene Ontology annotation, biological process: protein phosphorylation; intracellular signal transduction. Lineage: Eukaryota; Haptophyta; Isochrysidales; Noelaerhabdaceae. The annotation marks the transcript as partial. Gene Ontology annotation, molecular function: ATP binding; protein serine/threonine kinase activity. Gene Ontology annotation, cellular component: cytoplasm. The record is from RefSeq and is a predicted model, not a curated record.